CAUUUUAGAAGACCAGUUUUCAGAAAAUGUUGAGUAAUCCACAUUUUCUUUUCCCCUUUGAGUAAGAAUCUCACACUUGAGAUGUCACCUCCAACAGUGAAACUUAGUCUUCAAGUCUGUCAUGUAAAUGACAUAUGCUAAACACCAAAGUUGGGGUACUGAUAUUUGCUCUGAAUGAAGAAAUCAACACAGAUAGAGUUGUUUGCAAGUCUGUUUUCCCUGAAAAUCCUGCAUAACUUUUACAAAAUACACAGCUGAAAAGCAAUAGCUGCUUUGUUAUAGGAGAUGGACUGUACAUAAACUAUAGCAAAUCCACUGGUUCCACUACUAAUCAUUCUCCGACCUCCAUUUUCAUCAUCUUCCCCCUUACUGCUGCUUCAUGUAUGAAUCAAUGAGCAAUAUUAUGCAGUAUCUAUCAAUGAACGUACGUUUCUUCAUACUUAAACAUGGAACUACAUUCUUUCCUUGACAUGAGAUUACUACAUCUGCAAAGAAGUCUGAAAAUAAAGCAGCAUUGGAAGACCAAGAGUAACCUCAGCCAGUCUCCAGAACAUGGGAACAGAGAUGUGAGCAAAAAGGUUAUCUUGUAUAAACCCGUAGACCAUGGUUUGAAACCCAGUUUAAAUGGAAGUCUGGCAUACAGAUCUCUAGCAAUGAAAAUGAAUAAUAUUUAUUUUAUUGCUGGACUCCUUUUAAUGAUAGUUCAAGGCAGCUGGCAAAAUCCUCUUCAGGAUACGGAGGAGAAAUCAAGAUCAUUCAAAGCUUCCCAAUCUGAACCACUAGAUGAAUCCAGGCAGCUGAAUGAAGUAAAGCGUCAUUCACAAGGCACGUUCACCAGUGACUACAGCAAAUACUUGGACAGCAGACGAGCUCAGGAUUUUGUGCAAUGGUUAAUGAGCACUAAAAGAAAUGGCCAACAAGGACAGGAGGACAAAGAGAAUGACAAAUUCCCGGACCAUCUCUCAAGCAAUGCAAUUUCCAAGCGUCAUUCCGAAUUUGAGAGACAUGCUGAAGGCACCUACACCAGUGAUAUCACCUCUUAUUUGGAAGGUCAAGCUGCCAAAGAAUUCAUUGCUUGGUUAGUGAAUGGACGAGGAAGAAGAGAUUUCCCAGAAAAAGCUUUAAUGGCUGAAGAAAUGGGCCGAAGACACGCAGAUGGCACUUUCACAAGUGAUAUCAACAAAAUUCUGGAUGAUAUGGCUGCCAAAGAGUUCCUAAAAUGGCUGAUUAACACAAAAGUUACCCAAAGAGACCUUUUGGGAGAAUAUCAAUAAGAAUGCAGGAUAAAAAUGGGAUAAAUGAAGAUCUUCACUGCCUGAAUUGCCAGCUACAAAGAGAUUCUGAAAUCUAUAUUGUCAUUUACAUUGGGUGUAACAAAGCUAUGUCACCUUGCAUGCCAGGAAAUAAUUGUAGUUUCAUUUAAUGUUGCCAAAGGAUUAUAUAUGGAAUACCUAUCAUCUAAGGGAUGGUUAUCAAAAUAGUUUUAAGAUUAUGAAAGUUCCACUUCUUUAUAUUUUCCAUUUAUUUGGACUGAAAUAACUCCAUUUAUAUUUACUUAUGAAAUUAUUUUUCUAAAAAUUGAUUUAUGCACGCAAAUGAUUCAAUCACCAGUUAUUAUCUAGGGCUGGCAGCUGUAAGUGUCUGAAAAGUGAAUAUCCCUGUUGAAACCUUUGUUAUAAAAAGGCUAAGCUUUAAGGAUAUUAAAUAAUAGCCUUAAAUAAAUUUUUUCAAGCUUCUUUUUUGUUGA
Lagopus leucura (white-tailed ptarmigan) is the source of this 1747-nucleotide messenger RNA. It is a transcript of the gene GCG, whose product is annotated as glucagon. NCBI's taxonomy places the organism in Eukaryota, Metazoa, Chordata, Aves, Galliformes, Phasianidae. Gene Ontology annotation, molecular function: hormone activity; glucagon receptor binding. The transcript has 8 exons. Gene Ontology annotation, biological process: positive regulation of insulin secretion involved in cellular response to glucose stimulus; negative regulation of apoptotic process; adenylate cyclase-modulating G protein-coupled receptor signaling pathway. Gene Ontology annotation, cellular component: extracellular region. Bases 447 to 1274 code for a protein of 275 amino acids. The record is from RefSeq and is a predicted model, not a curated record.